AUGGUUAUCUUCAUGGCUUUUUGCCAUGUUCACGUUGCCUGUUGGAAGGGAUCGGCACAUCUUUUCUUUAUUUUCUGGUUCAGAAUAUUAUGUUAUGUAUGGAGAGCUCCGUGGACUAGACUGGUGUGGAGCGCUCCGUGGACUAGACUGGUAUGGAGCGCUCCGUCGACUAGACUGGUGUGGAGCGCUCCGUGGACUAGACUGGUAUGGAGCGCUCCGUGGACUAGACUGGUAUGGAGCGCUCCGUGGACUAGACUGGUAUGGAGCGCUCCGUGGACUAGACUGGUAUGGAGAGCUCCGUGGACUAGACUGGUAUGGAGCGCUCCGUGGACUAGACUGGUAUGGAGCGCUCCGUCGACUAGACUGGUGUGGAGCGCUCCGUGGACUAGACUGGUAUGGAGCGCUCCGUGGACUAGACUGGUAUGGAGCGCUCCGUGGACUAGACUGGUGUGGACUAGUCUGGUAUGGAGAGCUCCGUGGACUAGACUGGUAUGGAGCGCUCCGUGGACUAGACUGGUAUGGAGCGCUCCGUGGACUAGACUGGUAUGGAGCGCUCCGUGGACUAGACUGGUAUGGAGCGCUCCGUGGACUAGACUGGUAUGGAGCGCUCCGUGGACUAGACUGGUAUGGAGAGCUCCGUGGAUUAGACUGGUAUGGAGCGCUCCGUGGACUAGACUGGUAUGGAGCGCUCCGUGGACUAGACUGGUAUGGAGCGCUCCGUGGACUAGACUGGUAUGGAGCGCUCCGUGGACUAGACUGGUAUGGAGCGCUCCGUGGACUAGACUGGUAUGGAGCGCUCCGUGGACUAGACUGGUAUGGAGCGCUCCGUGGACUAGACUGGUAUGGAGCGCUCCGUGGACUAGACUGGUAUGGAGCGCUCCGUGGACUAGACUGGUAUGGAGCGCUCCGUGGACUAGACUGAUAUGGAGCGCUCCGUGGACUAGACUGGUAUGGAGCGCUCCGUGGACUAGACUGGUGUGGAGCGCUCUGUGGACUAGACUGGUAUGGAGAGCUCCGUGGACUAGUCUGGUAUGGAGAGCUCCGUGGACUAGACUGGUAUGGAGCGCUCUGUGGACUAGACUAGACUGCUAUGGAGAGCUCCGUGGAUUAGACUAGACUGGUAUGAAGCGCUCCGUGGACUAGACUGGUAUGGAGCGCUCCGUGGACUAGACUGGUAUGGAGCGCUCUGUGGACUAGACUGGUAUGGAGCGCUCUGUGGACUAGACUGGUAUGGAGCGCUCCGUGGACUAGACUGGUAUGGAGCGCUCCGUGGACUAGACUGGUAUGAAGCGCUCCGUGGACUAGACUGGUAUGGAGCGCUCUGUGGACUAGACUGGUAUGGAGCGCUCUGUGGACUAGACUGGUAUGGAGCGCUCUGUGGACUAGACUGGUAUGGAGCGCUCUGUGGACUAGACUGGUAUGUUGUGUAUAGGGUACGCCAUAGACUGGUAUGGAGCGCUCCGUGGACUGGUAUGGAGAGCUCCGUGGACUAGACUGGUAUGUUUUGUAUAGGGUACACCAUAGACUUGUAUGUUGUGUAUAGGGUACGCUAUAGACUGGUAUGGAGCGCUCCAUGGACUGGUAUGGAGAGCUCCGUGGACUAGACUGGUAUGUUGUGUAUAGGGUACGCCAUAGACUGGUAUGUUGUGUAUAGGGUACGCUAUAGACUGGUAUGGAGCGCUCCAUGGACUGGUAUGGAGAGCUCCGUGGACUAGACUGGUAUGUUGUGUAUAGGGUACGCCAUAGACUGGUAUGUUGUGUAUAGGGUACGCCAUAGACUGCAUGCUUCAAUAGUUCAGAUUUUUCAGUUUGACAUUUCACCAGUUUUACUUUUGAGCUUUGCCUUCCAUCAGAUUUGGUUGUUUUAUCAUAUUUAGGGACAUCCUUAAAUGGUUGUUUUUCCUGUGUUUUAUAUUGUACAACAGACAAUGACACUAACACUGUGUAAAUGUGAUCAGUGGUGAUAGUUGCUGGUUGAAAAUACAAGGACCUUCUAAUCAGUACAUUUGCAUGAGUGGAGUUUUGGUUUUCCGUGGUGACAUCACCAUGCUGUAAAUUGGUUAAUAGACCAAUAACAAAGAGUGCUAAUAACAGCUAGUUCAAACAUUCUUGCUUGAGUUUUUUGCUAAAAAGGUAUUUGUGCCCAUUUGAAUGGAAAUCUAUUACAGUAAGGUACUUAAUUGUUACUCAGAAAGGAUUUGAUAUUGAUGCAUAAACGUCUGCAUUCAGCCUUUAACAUGAACCUCCACUCUGAAGGUGUUGAAUAUUUUGUUGUGUGGACAGGGCCGGCCUAACCUAAAGCAUAUAUUUUUUUGGGGGGGGACGACACCGAAGAGAAACAGUUUUACACUUAAUUUCCUGAAAUUCUACACAUUUUGCCAUGAUAUGCAAUGUUAAAAUGAUGUUGAGUGACUAAGAAAAUCAAUUGGGGCCCACUGGAGGUCUUGUGCUCCUGGGUGCGUGCCCGGUCGGUGAUUCAAUCAUGAUCACUAAUUUACUAAUCUAAAACAAUGUUAGCUGACAUGGGCUAAUAGAGUGACUGCCACACAACCACAUUUAGAAGUUGCACCUGGUGUAUUCUAAAUCUCAACUGUAAGUUUUGACCGAGUUCCAAUUUUUUUGGUGGGGGGGCCCGGGCCCCAAGCAGUCCCUUCUGUUGCUUUAUACCUAGGGCCGGCCCUGUGUGGAUGUCAUUCUAAACCAGAGGUUUCACUGUUUAACUUAUUAACUGAAGUGAUUAAAAAUGUUUUUACCUAACAAGUGUUUGACGGUAUUGUGGUGGACAUUAAACCGAGAAAUAUUGUUACAUAUUGCAAGGUAGUGUUUUUAUAUUUGGGUCACUAGUGCAAAAACAAUAGGGUCAAUCUCCACAUGUUCGCAGUAAUGCCUAGUAGAAUGUAAUAAAGUACUUCAUUUUGUAUUUGUUCGGUACUGAUGAGAGCAAUAACAAAAAUUGAUACACAAAUAUAGUUUUAGUUUAUCUUUGAAGGACAAACUGACCGUGGUAUAUAUUUCUUUUAAGAAGUCAAAUCGGACAAAAUGCAGAGCACUAACUUUAAACCUUCUGUACUUGAUCUAAUUCUGUCUGUGGCCUCGGCAAGUGUUAUAUUAUGCACAAAGACUAUAUUCAACUGUAUGUAAUGUGAAGGGCAUGCCCCAAAUGGCAUCCUUUUCCUUAUAUAGUGCACUACUAUGGCUCAAAAGAAGUGCACUAAUUAGGGAGCCAUUUUGGACACAAAUGAUUUUAAAUAGUGGGGGACUGAUGAUGUGUGACUGCUGCAUGUGACCGAGGCUGGGAUUCAAAUCCGACCGUGUUAUAGGCCCCUCAAAGGGCAGGAGACCACGUUCACACGUUGGCCCAAUCAGAAAUCACCUUUUAAAUGGCGCGUUGCCAACUAAAGAGCCAUGGAUUGAAUCCCGGCCCACCUCGUUGUUCUACUGUCUUCAGAACCAACCAAACAGGGAGAGACAACUUGGACAAUAAACUCUUUCGGUUUCUAUUGGGAAAUUGUUUUAAAACAUUUCCCCUUGUGUGCCCCAAUGAACACUACCCAGGCUGGUGAAUGUAUCCUAAAUGGCAGCCUAUUCCCUAGAAAGUGCACUACCCCUAGGGACCCUGGUCUAAAGUAGUGCACUACCCCUAGGGGCCCUGGUCGAAAGUAGUGCACUACCCCUAGGGG
Messenger RNA from Oncorhynchus tshawytscha (Chinook salmon), 3680 nucleotides. RefSeq lists its product as uncharacterized. The transcript has 3 exons. The record is from RefSeq and is a predicted model, not a curated record. The coding region runs from base 1 to 1116 and encodes 371 amino acids. NCBI's taxonomy places the organism in Eukaryota, Metazoa, Chordata, Actinopteri, Salmoniformes, Salmonidae.